CUCUUUGUAGCCACUUGCUGCUGUCUGUCUUGCCAGCGCAGCUAAAGAAAGAGCUUUUCAGCAGCGUGGAUAUGGCAAACAUGCUCCCGUUCCCAUCAGAUGGGCAGGUAAGGGAACCAGCUAAUCCCCGUGACCUGGGUGAGCCUCUUAUUGAUCACUCAGAGGGACAACUCUUCUUGAACGAAGCCUUCAAAAUUAUGAUGGAGGAGGUGCUCUGCAAGGGCACAGACGUCAAACAAAAGGUUUGUGAGUGGAAAGAGCCGGAGGAGCUGGCUCAGCUGCUGGAUCUGCAGCUGAGGGCGACAGGGGAGCCGCAACAGAGACUCCUACAGAGAGUAAAAGAUGUCGCCAAGUACAGCAUCAAGACAAGUCACCCACGUUUUUUUAAUCAGCAGUUCGGUGGGGUGGACUAUCAUGCCUUGGCUGGAAGAUUUCUCACGGAGACUCUCAACACUAACCUCUUCACCUAUGAGGUGGCCCCGGUGUUUGUGCUGAUGGAGACUGAGGUACUGAGAGGGCUCCGGCAGCUGGUUGGCUGGACAGAAGGUGAUGGUAUUUUCUGCCCUGGGGGGUCUACAUCUAACAUGUACGCCAUGAACCUCGCACGCUACCGACUCUUCCCAGAAGUCAAAAGCCAGGGGGUGUGGAGUCUCCCACGACUUACCAUCUUUACGUCUCCAGAGAGCCAUUACUCUGUGAAGAAAGGGGCUGCUUUUCUGGGGAUUGGGACAGACAAUGUCAUCUUGGUGAAAGUGGAUGAUGGUGGCCACAUGAUUCCAGAGGACCUGGAUACAAAGAUAAAUGUGGCAAAAUCACAGGGUGCAGUGCCAUUCCUUGUAAGCUGCACAUCAGGGACCACAGUGCAGGGUGCGUUUGACCCACUGGACCGUAUAGCUGAUGUCUGCGAGAAGCACAAACUCUGGAUGCAUGUAGACGCUGCCUGGGGAGGGAGUGUGCUCUUUUCCAAACAACACAGACAUCUGAUGAAAGGGGUUGACAGAGCAAAUUCAGUAGCCUGGAAUCCACACAAGAUGCUGAUAGCCGGCCUGCAGUGUUCUGCCUUGCUGCUACAGGAUACCACGAAUUUGUUGAAGCAGUGCCACAGUGCCAACGCCACAUACCUGUUCCAGCAGGACAAAUUCUACGAUGUGAAUCUGGAUGUCGGGGAUAAGUCAGUGCAGUGCAGUCGCAAGGUUGACUGCCUGAAGUUGUGGUUGAUGUGGAAAGCUGUUGGCUCCACUGGCUUGGCAGAGCGUGUAGACAAAGCUUUUUUCCUUGUAAGGUAUCUGGUGGAGCAGAUGAAGAAAAGAGAAGGGUUUCGUCUUUUGCGUGAUCCAGAGUAUGUGAAUGUAUGCUUCUGGUUUAUACCACCCAGUAUGAGGGGGAAGGAAGGAAAUGCAGAUUACCAGGACAGGCUGGCAAAAGUAGCGCCAGUCAUCAAGGAACGCAUGAUGAAACAAGGGACUAUGAUGGUGGGCUACCAACCUUUGGGAAACAAUGUCAACUUUUUCCGUGUGAUUGUCUUCUCUCCGCUGGUUUCCCAGAAAGAUAUGGACUUCUUCCUUGAUGAAAUUGAAAGACUGGGGAACGAUUUGUGAAGAAAAACACAACUAAUAAGAUGUGUACCUCUUGUCUAUCUACAAUUCUAGGUUGUGCACAAAGUCUGCCAUUGUAAUGUCACAAAUUUCAACAAUCCUGCUAUGUCAGUUGACAGAUGUGAUUUGCUUGAUUUAGACAGCUGUCACAAUAGUAGGAUAGACACUAAACUCCUCUGAGGACCUUGGACCAAAAUAUGAAUAACUGGAUUAAUUAAUAAAUAAACAAUGGCCUGUAUUUCAAAUGGUUUUCAAACAGUUCCAGUGAAUUAAACAAC
Molecule: messenger RNA, 1873 nt
Organism: Morone saxatilis (striped sea-bass)
Lineage: Eukaryota; Metazoa; Chordata; Actinopteri; Moronidae
Gene: csad
Product: cysteine sulfinic acid decarboxylase
Exons: 14
Coding region: 72-1598 (508 amino acids)
Biological process (GO): carboxylic acid metabolic process
Cellular component (GO): cytoplasm
Molecular function (GO): pyridoxal phosphate binding; sulfinoalanine decarboxylase activity
Source: RefSeq, a predicted model, not a curated record